CUGCAAAACUUGCGAGCAUUCUCUCCUCGUAGGUUUUCUUCUUCCUCAUCUUCAUCUCUCCGAUUUCUCACUUUAUCGUCAUUUCUCUCUCUCUCUCUCUCUCUCUCUCUUAUUUUUCUUUUUUCUUUUCUUUUUUUUUUUUUUGUUUUUCUCAUAAACUGUUUUUCUUAGAAACUAAAAUAGAAAGAAUAUGAAAAUCGUAUGACUGAGUUAAUGAAAUCAAGCAGUUAAUAGCUAAAGUGUGAUUGUAUAUUUGUAUGCAGAAUCGAUGAAAUAUUUGUUGAUAUUGAUAUCUGAAACUUGACUAAUUAUUUGCUGUUGGAUUUGGGAAAAGAGGAGAAGUGAUGAGGGUUUUGUUUACGUAUAUGAUCUCGUCGAAUGUAGAGUGUAGAAGACCUUAGUUACGAUGGGGCUUGAUGAAUUUUUAGGCUAGAUGAAUGUAGAGGAAUAAAAAUGUGGAGUACGAAUUUUAGUAAGAAGUAAGAGGCAUAUUAUCCUUAACAAAGUUUUCAACUUUAUUUUACUGCUUAUAGUCAUGAAUGUUUCACCACGUUCCUUAAUUAAAUUUCUAUGCUUAGGGGGUUUUCGGGAGGGUUCUGUAGGUUUCUAUUUUUUUUUCUUUUUUUCUUUUUUUUUUUUUUUUGGGGGGGGGGGGGGGUCUUCUUCCUAUAUUUGAUUUGCACUUUGCAGAAUGAUUCUUGGUUUUUGUAUACACAAUUUAUGCUAUAUUUGAGCAUUGUCUAGUCUUUCACAGUUUUUAACUGUUUCAUUCAUCUGUUUUGUGUUACCGUCGUGGUGUGUGUGCUUGAAUGUGACAGCAUAUAAUGAAAUCAUUGUAUCAAUUGUUCAGAUUGAAAUUGAGAAGUACAAUGAAUGUUUACAAAUUUAAAUGUGUUUAACAUCAGCAUUACUUGGCACUUUUUGAAUUUAUGUGAAAUUCUGAUUGAUUUUUACGUAGCUUCUCAGUCUAUGUCCUGCCGUGAAGGAUUUUCUCUCAUACUGAAAGAAUACGAUGCUAGCAAUUCGCCUGGUCAGCAACAUGUCUUUGAAAAAACAUAUGAUUAUGUAGGUUUGUAGAGUAUGAAAUUGGUUUAAUAGCUGUCUGUCGAUGGUUCGGGAGAAGGAUAUUUGCUGGGAAUAUGCUGAUAGGUUGGAAGGAAAUAAGGUAAGAUGCAAAUUCUGUGACAGAAUUCUUAAUGGUGGCAUCAGCAGGUUGAAACAUCAUUUAUCCAGACUUCCGAGUAAAGGUGUAAAUCCAUGCACAAAAGUAAGAGAUGAUGUGACCGAUAAGGUAAGGGAAAUCAUUGCAUCAAAGGAGGAUAGUAAGGAAACUUCGACUGUUAAGAAGCAGAAGUUGCCUGAAUUUAAAUCUCCUCUUGCUGUAAGCAUUUCCACGGGAAAGGCUCUAAUGGCUGUGGAAGCAGCACCUGUAACUGGAAAAGUCUUCUCAUCCACCAUACUACCGGCUUCCACUUCCAGAAGUGACCAUGAACAUGCAGAGAGAAGUAUAGCUCUCUUCUUCUUUGAAAAUAGGUUGGACUUCAGCGUAGCUCGUUCUUCAUCAUAUCAGCAGAUGAUUGAUGCAGUGAGAAAGUGUGGUAUUGGAUUUGCAGGACCAUCUGCUGAUACUUUGAAGACGACAUGGUUGGAAAAUAUCAAGUCUGAAGUGAGUUUACAAUCAAAAGAUAUUGAAAGAGAAUGGGCUAUGACUGGCUGCACUAUCAUUGCAGAAACAUGGACAGACAACAAAUCAAGGGCUCUAAUCAAUUUCUUAGUUUCAUCCCCUUCAAGAACCUUCUUCCACAAAUCAGUUGAUGCAUCUUCGUAUUAUAAAAAUAUAAAGUACCUCUCUGAUUUGUUCGACUCGAUCAUUCAAGAUUUUGGUCCCGAGAAUGUAGUUCAAGUUAUCAUAGAUAAUGAGCUCAACUGCCCGGGCCUAGCAAACCAUAUCCUGCAGAACUAUGGCUCUAUUUUUGUCACCCCUUGUGCUUCACAAUGCAUGAAUGGGAUUUUGGAGGAAUUCUGUAAUGUAGACUGGGUUAAUAGGUGUAUUUUACAGGCUCAAGUUGUUUCGAAGUAUAUAUACAAUAAUUCGUCGAUGCUUGUCAUGAUGAGAAAGUUUACAGGAGGACACGACAUCAUUAGGAGCGGCAUUACCAAGUCUGUGUCCAAUUUUCUUUCCUUACAAUCUAUGUUGAAACAGAAGUCAAGAUUGAAACAUAUGUUCAAUAGUCCAGAAUUUUCAACAAGUUCAGCUUUAUCAAACAAGCCUCAGGCAGUAACUUGUGUUGGAAUUCUUGAUGAUAAUGAAUUUUGGAGAGCAGCAGAAGAAAGUGUUGCUGUAUCCGAGCCAUUUUUGAAAGUUAUGAGGGAAGUGUCGGGAGGGAAACCUGCAGUGGGGUUCAUUUAUGAAUUGAUGACUAGAGCAAAAGAGUCUAUUCGGACAUACUAUAUUAUGGAUGAGAUCAAAUGCAAGACUUUUUUGGAUAUUGUAGAUAAACACUGGCAAAACAACCUUCACUCUCCUCUACAUUCUGCGGCAGCUUUUCUGAACCCUAGCAUCCAGUAUAAUCCAGAGAUUAAAUUUUUUCCAGCCAUCAAGGAAGACUUCUACACAGUUCUGGAGAAGCUUCUUCCCACACCUGAUCAUAGGCAUGAUUUAACCAACCAGAUUCUGCUAUUUUCAAGAGGGAAGGGGAUGUUUGGCUGCAACCUUGCUAAGGAGGCCAUUGAUAGCGUUUCACCUGGCAUUUGGUGGGAACAAUUUGGCGAUGCAGCUCCGACGCUGCAACGGGUGGCGAUUCGAGUACUGAGCCAAGUGUGCAGCACUUCCACCUCCGAGAGGCAGUGGAGCACAUUUCAACAAAUCCAUUCAGAGAAGCGCAACAAGAUUGAUAAGGAAACGCUCAACGACCUACUUUACAUAUAUUACAACCUCAAGCUAGACAAAUCCUUGAAACCGACUUCUUCAGAAGCAGACUCCCUUCAACUGGACGACAUCGACAUGACUUCAGAAUGGGUUGAAGAAACCGAGAACCCGAGCCCAGUUCAGUGGCUCGACCGCUUUGGUUCUGCUCUCGAAGGUGGAGAUCUCAAUACAAGGCACUUUAAUACUUCUAUAUUUGGUAGCGACCACAUAUUCAAUUUGUAACCUGGCAGGCCGGCGACAUUGUAUCUUAGCUUGUAAUCCACAAUGAAUUACUAUGUAGUUGUACACAAGAAGAUGUUGGCUGUAUAAUUAUAUGCAUCAUGAAUGGAUAAAUAAUGCACUAGACUGAUGUUGGAAUCAA
This is a messenger RNA of Salvia miltiorrhiza (redroot sage), 3290 nucleotides long. RefSeq lists its product as uncharacterized. Gene Ontology annotation, molecular function: protein dimerization activity; DNA binding. The transcript has 2 exons. Bases 1109 to 3151 code for a protein of 680 amino acids. The record is from RefSeq and is a predicted model, not a curated record. NCBI's taxonomy places the organism in Eukaryota, Viridiplantae, Streptophyta, Magnoliopsida, Lamiales, Lamiaceae.